This is a messenger RNA of Fusarium keratoplasticum, 672 nucleotides long. RefSeq lists its product as uncharacterized. Lineage: Eukaryota; Fungi; Ascomycota; Sordariomycetes; Hypocreales; Nectriaceae. The transcript is spliced from 4 exons. The coding region runs from base 1 to 672 and encodes 223 amino acids. The record is from RefSeq and is a predicted model, not a curated record.
AUGGGGGUUUCAGCCAGCAGUACCUACCGUACCAUGUGCCGUGAUUCUAGCGGUUCUAGAAGCCCUCAGACAGGUCACCCCCUCUGUAAUGUCGCGGUACUUGCUGCUGCUUCUCUAGUCGGUGAGCAAUUGCACUUUUGGACUGCCCCUGCUGAUUUCCCGACUGCCGAACCCCCACGACACAUCAGCACAUCAACGACCCCCCUUGAAAUACCACCUGCUCUUCUUCACCCCGUUUCACUUUCCAAGCCAUCUCCCAUGCCCGCCCACAGAAGCCGCUUCGAGCCCGAGUACGACGCCCAGUCUGCCGAGAGCCUACUGGUCCUGGUCCAGCACCUAGACAUCGCCUCCAGUACCAUGGCGGCCAAGGAGCCCGCCUCCACUGAGCAAGCAAAGACCCUCGUCAACGACAUUGGAGAGUACCUGAUCCAGGCUGCCCAGGCCUGGGCCCAGCUUACCGACGCUCUGGUCGAGAGCAGGCAGAUCCACCAGGCCGUGCUGGACGCCCACGAGCAGGCCAGGGCCCAGAACCACCUGUCGGAUCUGUCGACGGUGGUGUCGAUGGAUGUGGAUCUCUCCAAGCUCAGCAAAAUCCGAGACUUGACGGCCCAGUUCUCUCGAGACGUCCAUCACGUUUGGCGGAAUGGCUCCGGGCGCGGAGGAAGUUCGUGA